UAUGAUAGCCUAAGUGACAGUUGUAAAAUGUGUCCCAUAGGAUUCUAUCAAGGACAGGAAAACUCCCUUGAGUGUAUUACUUGUUCAACAGGAUAUACAACCAAAAGUAUCGGCUCAAAAUAUGUCAGCCAAUGUCAAGCUUAAUUAAUUUUGGUGGUUAUUAUUAUAAUGUUCAGGUCCUUGCAAAGUAGGAUUUUAUUCUGAGACUGGUAUGAUACCAUGCUUACCGUGCCCAGAUGGUGGUACAAGUGAAAGAGGCAGUAGAAAAUGUACCCCUAAACAACCACACCCUGUUAUCGAAGAUAAUUGUAAAUCUUCUCCAUGUGGAAAUGGUACCUGUCAAAAUCGUAAGGAUAACUUCACUUGUUCAUGUUUUUCUGGUUAUCGUGGGGAUAGAUGUGAUAUUGCUAUAGAUGUUUGUACCAACAGUCGAUGUGAGAAUAGUGGAAGAUGUACAGCUGAUGGAAAUGGUUAUUACACUUGUCUCUGCUCUAAACAGUUCACAGGAUUCUUUUGUCAGUUAUCAGCUUUAGAAGGCAAUCAUUCAAGAUGGGAAGAAUGGAGCCCAUGGAGUAAUUGUAGUGCUAAGACUUGUGGAGAAGGAAUGCAGAACCGAUCAAGAAUCUGUGUCAAAAAUGCAGAACAAACUCCUUGUCAUGGGGAACCAUCUGAAAAAAGAUUUUGUAACAAAGCAAAAUGUCCAGUUUGUUCGAGUGAUGAUCUCCUGAAACCUUUUGGAACAUCUGUUAACUGUUCUGGUUCAGCACGAUCUACUGUUUGUCGUCCUGUCUGUGAACCAGAGUUCGUAUUUAAAACCAAACCUCCAGCAUAUACCUGUAUAAACAAUAAAUGGUCUCCUAGUAAACUGGUACAACCCUGCGUACCCGUUUCUUUCUGGUUUAAAUGGUCACCAUGGUCGGAGUGUACAUCACAGUGUUCAGGUGAACGAAUGCGAGUAAGGAAGUGUAAUUCAACCCAUGAGCAUGAUAAAUCUCGGCAUUGUCCUGGUCAAGAUUUUCAGAAGAUGUCUUGUAAAAGAAAAACUAAUGCAACAGAAGAUGUUUGUAAUGAUUGUAGUGAAGAUGAUUUAGUAUCAGCAUAUGGUGUAUCUGUAAACUGUACCAAGAAUGAUAGUUUAACUUGUAAACUCACCUGUGAUCCUGGACUGGUAUUUAUAAAUGAACCCCCUGUCUUUACCUGUAACAACGGAUUAUGGACGCCAAGUAAAAACCUAAUACCAUGUACAAAUAUUGUACAACCUGAAUCUCUGUCUGUCAAGUUUAUUACACAAUAUCCCGAACUUAAAUGUGGAGACAGUGAGACUACCAAUGAUAUUAAAUGGCAGCUGCUGAACAAAUCACAUGCUAUUACUUGUGUGUCAUCUAAUAAAUGUCAAGUAGAGGUCAGGGAAAUUCCGUGUGAAACUAGAGUUCGUAUUCAGAUGAGUUUAGAAAUAAAUACCCCCGCUAACAAUCAGUCACAACUAGAAGAUUUUGUGGAAGAUGGAACAAAAAGUGUUUUACUAUCUGAGUUAGAGACAUCUAUACGUGUAUUAGAUGAAUCCAGUCUCUUUGUAAAGAAAUCAGAUUUUACCGUAACUGUAAAUAAAGAAGCAACAUGUGAAAAACUUGAGACAAGUUUGGGAUCUGUAAAAUGUCCUAAUGGGACACUCACCCAAGGAUUGCUGUGUGUCAAAUGUCCUCCUGGAACAUAUUUUGAGGCCAAGACAUGUCAGAUGUGUUCGAUAGGAACUUAUCAGAUCUAUCCUGGAAGACAUUCCUGUGAAUCAUGUCCAACUGGAACUACAACAAAGAAUGUGGGAAGUUUUAAUGCAACAGCCUGUUUGAUUAAUAAUGAGGCAUCGUCUAAUAUAUAAACACUGGUUGUAAGGUUGACAAAUAUUGCCUUACCUGUUCUAGAGUUGACUCAUUCGUAACCGUAUCAGUUUUUUAAUUGACAUUUUGACACAAUUUAGGAUGGAAUAUGUUCAAAAAUUGUAAGUUUAGAGAUAAGUAAAAUUAUUUUUAUUCUUAUAAUGUUUUUUAAAUGUCAUAUACUUAUUUGGGAUACAUCCAGAAAAAUC
Messenger RNA from Patella vulgata (common limpet), 2083 nucleotides. Its product is annotated as protein jagged-1. Bases 212 to 1876 code for a protein of 554 amino acids. Lineage: Eukaryota; Metazoa; Mollusca; Gastropoda; Patellidae. Gene Ontology annotation, biological process: Notch signaling pathway. Gene Ontology annotation, molecular function: Notch binding; calcium ion binding. The record is from RefSeq and is a predicted model, not a curated record. The transcript has 11 exons.